GCAGUCGUGUUUCAUCAAAACCAAACAGUAGUGUGUGCAUUUACUGCUGGUGCAGAUGUAUUUACAUUUAGCGUUGUGAUGUUUUGCUGUUGUUUAAUAAAAAGUGACGCAGCCGACGGGGUUUAAUUUAGGUGAAUCUUUUGGAUUUAAAACGCAGUUGAUUUGGGACGUUUGGGAUUGAGUGUGCUUGUAGAUUGCUCACAAAUUGCAGUAAAGUGUUGUCGACCUCAGCACAUCAGGUGUGAUGGCGGAGGAGCAUAUGAGAGAGCCGGUCGGUCUGGAUGGACUUCCGCCAAUGUACAGCAUCCUGAAGGGAGAGGUAGUUUCAGUCACUGCAUACGGCGCAUUCGUCAAGAUUCCAGGAUACAGAAAGCAAGGUCUGGUUCAUAAGAGUGAGAUGUCGGCCUGUCGGGUGGAAAAUCCUGCUGAAAUAGUAGACGUAGGAGAGCAAGUGUGGAUUAAAGUCAUUGGCAAAGAGAUGAAAGAUGAUAAAGUCAAACUGUCCUUCUCCAUGAAGUCUGUCAAUCAAGGCACUGGGCGGGACUUAGACCCCAAUAACGUCAUAGCUGAACAGGAUGAACGUCGCCGCAGGCAGUUCAGAGAUCACAGUGGGCAGAGGAUCACACUGGAGGCCGUCCUGAACACCACAUGCAAAAAGUGUGGCUGCAGAGGUCACUUUGCCAAGGACUGCUUUUCUAGUCCUGGACUGCAGUACAGUUUACUUCCAGAAGAGGAAGAGGAAGAGCCGCUGAGCACCCAGAUCACCCAAUCAGAGCCCCAGAAACGUAAAAAGGAAAAGAAGGCAAAGAAAGAAAAGAAGAAAAAGAAAGAGAGAAAGAGGGAGAACUCAUCAUCUGACAGCAGCAAUGAAGACGCCAAACGGCCGAAACAUUCCCACACGCACUCAGAAAAGAAGAAGAAACACAAGAAACACAAACACAAGUCGAAGUGAUUUUGGUUGGAAUGGUAAGAAAUGCGCAGAUCAUAGGUCUCAAACUCAAUUCCUGGAGGGCCGCAGCUCUGCACAGUUUUGCUCCAACCCUAAUCAAACAGAGCUGAUCCAAAAUAAUCAAGGUGUUCAAGACUACCAGUAACUAUUAAGCAGGUGUGGUGGUUGGAGCUAAAUCAUGCAGAGCUGCGGCCCUCCAGGAAUCGAGUUCGAAACCACUGGCGUAGAACGAUUCAGUGCAGACAUGUUGUAUAACCUUUAGUUUACACUGGGAACUAUUCACUUCCAAUAAGAUAAAUGCAAGCAGGAUAUUUGUCCAUUUGUGGUAUACAAAGAAAGCAGAGCGUUUAAACCAUUCACACACAUAUUCAGAAAAAAAUGGAAACGCAAACAUAAGUCAAAGUGAUUUCGGUUUGUGCAUUGUUGUGCAUGUUUAGCGAUGAGGAAAACAUUAAAUGACCACUUGGAAAGUUUCA
This is a messenger RNA of Danio rerio (zebrafish), 1425 nucleotides long. It is a transcript of the gene zcchc17, whose product is annotated as zinc finger, CCHC domain containing 17. Gene Ontology annotation, cellular component: nucleolus. Gene Ontology annotation, molecular function: nucleic acid binding; zinc ion binding. NCBI's taxonomy places the organism in Eukaryota, Metazoa, Chordata, Actinopteri, Cypriniformes, Danionidae. The record is from RefSeq and is marked validated.